Nematocida homosporus is the source of this 804-nucleotide messenger RNA. RefSeq lists its product as uncharacterized. The record is from RefSeq and is a predicted model, not a curated record. Bases 1 to 804 code for a protein of 267 amino acids. The transcript has a single exon. NCBI's taxonomy places the organism in Eukaryota, Fungi, Microsporidia.
AUGGGGCGUGAAGCGAAGUUACAUCUGGGGUAUAUAGAUGGAAACAUGGUGUCCUGGAUGCGUAUACAUAUUGGUAUUGGGUUAGUUAGUGUUGGACUGGCCGGGCUGUUUAGAACUAGCUUGGCUGCUGGCAAUGGAUAUAGCUAUAGCUGGGGGCAGUCGGGAUUCCUUGAUGGGGCUGGAAGUGGGUUCUACCAGACUCUUUUAGACCGCUCGCCCAAACUUGGACCGGCUGAUGGUGCCAUUUAUGAUUAUAGUCGGCUGCUGUUGGGCAAUAAGAAUGUUGGCUAUCUCUAUAGCGUCAAGCACCAUAAGUUAUUGGGCGUGCAGUCGCAGUCGCACAUGUCGUUCCGCACCGAACGCUUAGGCUUUGGGCGGGGGUAUAAAAAGCUGUUGUUUGCCCUAUUCCGCAUGGGCAGCCACCAAAUGCGCCCUUUUGUUUUUCUGGUUAAUUCUCGAGAUAUAUCUGCCGAAAUCAAAAAUAUUGAGCAGCGGUCGUUUCCUUACCAUGACAACCAUCUUUUGGAAACAGUUCCGGGCAUAUCUAAUCUCCAAGGAAACCUUGAACUAUCUAAAUAUCCAGAGUCAUUUAGCACCAAGCUGUUCCGGAUAAGACAGGUCAAAGAAGCCAGCCGGUGGGGAUACACUUUCACGAUCCAGUCUCUUCUUGAUGGCAAGUAUGUGGUGGCUUCAAAAAGGAACCAGGACGUUGAGUUGCUUGAUGGGGAGGCCUGCGACGAAGACCAAUUGGCUUGUUGGUUCCGGUGGAUUCCAAAAGGAUACCUAGACCGGUACCGCUAUUAG